Molecule: messenger RNA, 273 nt
Organism: Cajanus cajan (pigeon pea)
Lineage: Eukaryota; Viridiplantae; Streptophyta; Magnoliopsida; Fabales; Fabaceae
Source: RefSeq, a predicted model, not a curated record
AUGGGUUUUCGUUUACCUGGUAUCCGAAAGGCAUCAGUAGCUGCAAACCAAGCAUCUUCUAAAGCUAUGGAGGUACCAAAGGGCUAUCUUGCAGUGUACGUUGGAGAGAAAAUGAGGCGGUUUGUGAUCCCCAUUUCAUACUUGAUCCAGCCUUCAUUCCAAGACUUGUUGAGUCAAGCAGAGGAAGAGUUUGGGUAUGAUCAUCCAAUGGUUGGGCUUACAAUUCCAUGCAGCGUAGAGGUCUUCCAAGACAUAACUUCAACCUUGAAUUGA